AUGAGACAUCCGGACGGAACACUGAAAACCACACCAAGAGAAAUUUCAGAGGUCUUUCGGGACUUCUACAAAACAUUAUACAACCACACACCGAACAACGGAGAGGUGGUAGAACGGGAGACUGACCACAUACUCAGGUUUUCUACAGAUCUAGGCCUACCACGACUCUCACAGGAGGCAAGAGACCAAUUGGCAGCAGAGAUUACGGAGGAAGAAAUAGAACGAGCUAUCACAGGACUUAAGGGAAAUAAG
Pelobates cultripes (western spadefoot toad) is the source of this 252-nucleotide messenger RNA. The record is from the annotation of a GenBank genome assembly. NCBI's taxonomy places the organism in Eukaryota, Metazoa, Chordata, Amphibia, Anura, Pelobatidae.